This is a messenger RNA of Elephantulus edwardii (Cape elephant shrew), 393 nucleotides long. RefSeq names its product U6 snRNA-associated Sm-like protein LSm2-like. The record is from RefSeq and is a predicted model, not a curated record. Gene Ontology annotation, molecular function: RNA binding. Gene Ontology annotation, cellular component: U6 snRNP; U4/U6 x U5 tri-snRNP complex; P-body. Lineage: Eukaryota; Metazoa; Chordata; Mammalia; Macroscelidea; Macroscelididae. Gene Ontology annotation, biological process: mRNA splicing, via spliceosome. The coding region runs from base 1 to 393 and encodes 130 amino acids. The transcript has a single exon.
AUGCCCUCGGAGUGUCUGGCGGCCCUUGCAACCCCGGCUAGCCGCGCCCGUGCUCCCUGCACUUCCCGACAGGUCUCGGCUCGGCUCGUGCUUUUGGUUCUGUUGUCUCGCUUGCGGUCCAUUUUCAAAUCUCUUGUGGGAAAGGAUGUGGUUGUGGAACUAAAAAAUGAUCUGAGCAUAUGUGGCACCCUCCAUUCUGUGGAUCAGUAUCUGAACAUCAAACUAACUGACAUCAGUGUCACAGACCUUGAAAAAUACCCUCAUAUGUUAUACGUGAUGAACUGUUUCAUCCGUGGCUCAGUGGUUCGCUAUGUGCAGUUGCCAGCAGAUGAAGUUGACACACAGUUGCUUCAGGAUGCAACAAGAAAGGAGGCCCUGCAGCAGAAACAGUGA